Messenger RNA from Necator americanus (New World hookworm), 2574 nucleotides. RefSeq lists its product as uncharacterized. Gene Ontology annotation, molecular function: protein binding. NCBI's taxonomy places the organism in Eukaryota, Metazoa, Nematoda, Chromadorea, Rhabditida, Ancylostomatidae. The transcript has 23 exons. The record is from RefSeq and is a predicted model, not a curated record. Bases 1 to 2574 code for a protein of 857 amino acids.
AUGUGGCUGAUCUAUGUGAUAUUCGUUAGCGUUUUCCCAUCCGUACUUGUUUGCCCAUCGAUGUGUCUGUGUAGCGAUGAUGGUAGAGCGGAUUGUUCUAACAGAGGACUCACAGAGGUGCCAACGGAUUUCCCUCCGUCCAUAACAGUUCUUGAUUUGCGCGGAAAUGCUCUCGAAGUGCUCGGUCGGUCAAGUUUUGCAGGUCUCGAAGAAAGCAUCAUCCACAUAGAUCUAUCGAGGAAUAAUUUGCGAAGUAUAGAUAGUAAUGCGUUCCGAAAUUUGAAACGACUGAGAACUUUGAACCUCCGACGAAAUCACCUACGUUCAAUACCAAAAGCUCUGGAUGAAUUGCAGUUAAUCAAACUUGACCUUCGUUUGAAUCUGAUCUCAACUGUAUCUUCGUCUGAUGUCUCAUCGAUGUCGCGCGUGAGAAGCGUUGAUCUCUCGAGAAAUUUCAUAAAGGAAUGGCCAAAAACAAAACAACUUCACGGAAAUAUUACUUCAGUCAUUGAAAGGCUCGAUCUAGCCUCCAAUCUGUUGUCCUCUCUUCAUAGCGGUGUAUUCUCUUCGAUGUCGUCAUUGCAAUGGAUUCGAUUGUCCAAAAACAAGAUCAAAUCUAUUGAGAGUCAUGCGUUUCGUGAAAUGGAUGCACUCUCAUCGAUCGAUUUGUCCAAGAAUCUCAUCCGAUCCGUUUCAUCCUUAGCUUUUCACAACCUACGAUCACUUGUGAAUUUAUCGCUGGCCAAAAAUGAGAUCUCUAGGCUUGACGAUGGCGUCUUCUUCGGUUGUGAUUCUUUAGCGCUGCUUAACGUGUCUCGCAAUCAUAUACGAGCUAUUUCGGAUGAAUGGCUGUUCGGUCUCACUGGUUUGCAUCAGCUAGAUCUCUCCCAUAACUACAUUUCAUCAUUCGAUGCCAACGCCUGGAAACAGUGUCCGGAUCUCAGAUGGCUGUCGCUGCAUAACAAUCAACUACAAUUUUUACCCUCCGGUGCAUUUCGACUGCUCACUCGACUGGAAUACCUCGGUCUUUCCGGUAAUUCUAUCGAGUCUCUCCAUAAAACAGCGAUGACGGGAUUAGACCAACUUAAUGAGUUGGACUUGUCGUCAAACUCGCUUGCUAUUUGCCUGGAGGACAACGCGAUGCUCUACAAUAGUUCAAUGCCGUUCCUGAAAUCGCUCAAGUUCCGAAAUAAUCAACUACGAGUAAUACCGAGCAGAGCAUUUGAACGUUUCCCUGCUUUGGAGCAUCUUGACCUCACUGACAACCCGAUUACUACGAUGCACCCUGGAGCAUUCACUCCUCUUCAGCUACGUGAAUUGUACCUAGAUACAUCAUCGCUGUUAUGUGACUGUCAUCUCGCUUGGUUCCCCGCAUGGUUCGUGUCCUCAAAGUUACCGCGUCGUACAGUGCACACACGUUGCGCUCAUCCGCUACCGCUUAGUGGAAUUGACGUAUUUGCCAUUGAUGCCAACAACCUAACGUGUGUGGAUGAUUCCCCUCGUGCACGCAUUAUCGAACAUCCUGCGACAAGUGUUACAACGUUGGUAGGCGAACAAGCACGAUUCACAUGUUCAGGAUAUGGACAUGCUCCUUUGCAAGUCGAGUGGCGUGUCAUCGAAAACGGUCGACCGCGGACGUUGGUUCCGGAUGCUACUACGCUUAUGAGUGUAAACAGUAGUUCAAUUGUUAACGGUACCAUAAACGGUCAAGAGUUGGUUAACGCUGAACUGCUUCUGCUUGACGUGUCUUCAUCAGAUGGAGCAGAAUAUCAAUGUGUGGUACGAAAUCGUUUCGCCGCAGAGCACAGUAUUCGAUCAGUGUUGAAGAUUUUCCAAGUCCCUGUUUUCUCUAAUGAACCAGACGACAUGUCGUUGCUUGUGGGCCAGAAUGCGAAGAUUAUGUGUGCUGCUACAGGAAUUCCACCACCAGUGAUUAAAUGGUCGAAAGAUGGAGGCGCAGCUUUCCCAGCAGCGUUACAACAUCGUCUCUUUGUUCGCCCAAAUGAUGAUCAUCUUUACGUGGUUAACGUAACCACUGAGGAUCAGGGUGUUUACACCUGUCAUGCGGUAAAUGAGGCUGGUUCAAUUCAGGCCAGCGCCACAUUACGAAUAUUCGAGAACUCUUUCAAUGUAACAUUGAAAGAUACGGUGAUCUGCGUUAAUGAAACGCUUUUGCUGGAUUGCUAUGCCGACCUCUCUCAUCCUUCGCAAAGAAUGGAAUGGACACUCAAUGGCGAACCUCUUUUUGUGGACGGAGAUCGAGUCUCACUAAAAGCACAUGGUCAAAUUCUUGCUAUCAGAAAGGUUCAACUAAGCGAUUUCGGAGAGUACGCUUGCGAACUGUGGGCUGGCAAUGAUCAAUUGGCCCGACAAGUUGCCGUAGUGACAGUAGUAGGCCGGGAUGGGGUGAAGAUGGAGCCGAAAACUCAACGGAGGUUUACUUUCCAACCGUCAGCUGUGCUGCUCACAAUCAUCCUGUCCAUCGUUUUGUUGUUCACAGGAAUUUCUUGUUGUGUUGCAUUCGGACGUAUUUGGAGCAGUAGAAAAGUUAGGGAUCGACCACAACCAGUGUGA